AAAAGACAUAAAGAUAUAAUAUCUUAGGAGAUUUUCAAACUUUUCAUGGCAUUGGCAUCUCAUAGUCGAACUAAAUUGUGAGGAUAUAUUUGUCAUUGGAGCGGAAUUAUGUCCCUUUAUUGUUUGUAAAAAUGCAGGACUGAGGCCUCUGAUUUGCACACAACUUGUUUGAUAAAAUACCACAACGAGAAAACUUGCUGCCUGUUUAACUAAUUGAAUACAUAUGGAUUCAGCUUAAUGCAAUUGAAUGGUCCUUCUCCAGUUUUCUUCUUAUUGAGUAUUGUUAUAUAUGUUGAGUAUGGCUUUCAUGAAACCUUCUGCACUGCCGUUCAAUACAUGCGAUUUCUUUGGAGCCCAUUCAAAAGCAUUCCACUUCUUCCCCAGUCAAAGUAAAAGUUUCAUUAUUAAGCCAUUAGUGGUGGAAGCAAGGGCAAAUGCUCGAAAGGAAAGUGCAAAAAUCCGAAACAGGAGGAUACAAAAGAAGUUUAAUGGCACACCUACAAAACCUAGGCUUUCAGUAUUCUGCUCGGAUAAGCAGCUAUAUGCUAUGCUGGUAGAUGACCAAAACAAGAAGUGUUUGUUUUAUGGAAGCACUCUGCAGAAAUCUAUUAGAAGCAAUCCAUCCUGGACAACAAUUGAAACCGCUGAAUGUGUUGGUGAAGAGCUUAUCCAAACUUGUAUUGAUCUUAACAUUAAUGAAAUAUCAUCCUAUGAUCGCAAUGGUUGUGCUCGCGGAGCGAGAAUGCAAGCGUUUGAGAUUGCAAUAUCUCAUCAUGGGUUUUUGCCAGAAUAGAUCUGCAUCUAAUUCUUUUUUAACCUUGAGAUUGCAAUAUUUCUUGUGAUGUAGAAACUGGGUUUGGCAGAAUUUGCAAACUGUGGUGCAUUAGUAUCGUCAUCAAAUUCCUGGCUACAAAAGAAGUUCCCUCUGCCUAUAAUCUGCCAAAGUCUACUGGUUUUCUGCAUUAUACUCUGUGUUGUCAAUAAAAUAGCCAGUGCAUGUUGGCUGUAGGUGGUUGCAGGUGUACUAGUAAGUUACUAACAGUUUUAAGUUUUACAUUUCUAUAUCCUUUGGAAUAUGUAUGAUUAGAUGUGGUUAUGGUCCAUAUAAAUUUAUUAUUUGCGUCAGUCAUUAGAAGUUUUGUGCUAAUUUCUUGAGUCUGUAUGUAUAGGACUGCUGGAAUGAAAUUAUGCAGAAUUUUCUUUUUGGUUUCUAACAGGAUAGAUUCCCCUGUGAUCUAUUUUGUCAAGACUCAAAAUUGGUGCUAAAAUGA
This is a messenger RNA of Pistacia vera, 1271 nucleotides long. Its product is annotated as 50S ribosomal protein L18. The record is from RefSeq and is a predicted model, not a curated record. The coding region runs from base 290 to 793 and encodes 167 amino acids. Gene Ontology annotation, cellular component: ribosome. Gene Ontology annotation, biological process: translation. Gene Ontology annotation, molecular function: structural constituent of ribosome; 5S rRNA binding. Lineage: Eukaryota; Viridiplantae; Streptophyta; Magnoliopsida; Sapindales; Anacardiaceae. The transcript has 4 exons.